GCGGGGAAGACCUUCGAGGCAUUGGAGAAGGCGAUGACGAAGACCGAGAAUGCAGAAUCUGCUUUUCGUCAAGCAUUGGCAAUCGCCGACGUCAGCAAGCAGGCGCUCGGCCGUGCGAUGAGUCGCAUCUUUGAUAUGGGUGGCCUCAUUCGGGUGCGCGGGCGGAAGGCCGUUGGCGUCGUGGAACACGCCGUGGUCCUCGAGCGGCGGCCGCCCGCUCCAGCCGUGGGCACAGCGGUAAAGGAGCGUCAGAUGGAUGCGCAGAGCCGCGCAAGUAUCAAGUACGAUCGCACUGAGAAGCGUGGGAAUGCAAAGGUCGAGGAGAAUUGCAGGAAGUUCACUGCUGCCAAGACUCAGAUGGAAGACGCCAAGGCGGCAUGGAUGUCGUCCAUAUGCGACCGCCUUGCCGCUCUGGUGAUGCUGAGCGAUGCGUCUGAUGCGCUCGAUCGGAUCAAGGCCGAGCGCGCCCCGCG
Messenger RNA from Prorocentrum cordatum, 473 nucleotides. The record is from the annotation of a GenBank genome assembly. NCBI's taxonomy places the organism in Eukaryota, Dinophyceae, Prorocentrales, Prorocentraceae.